AUGUCCCUGGCCUUGCUUCCUUCAACCCCGCUGACCUCUGGCCGCACAUCGAUUCAGGAAGCUCUGGCAGCGUCUCCCUCAGCAUCCAAAAGACCGAAGCUGAGCCUCAACACCUCCACCGUCCCCUCUGGCUUUGGCAAGGGCGUGACGAGCUUGAGACUGGAAACUCUGUCUGCCACCUCUCCGACAGCUCGCAACACGUUUCAGAACCGAGACGGAGCAAAGGCGAAGGAUGAUGCAACGCGCGGGAAAGUCACGCUGACGCCUCUCCUGACCAACAUGUCGCCUAUUUCAGCCAGCCAACCCACGGCAGAGAGCGUGUUAUGCCAUGGGAUUCCCGAUGCUUCAGUGCUCACUGCGUCGCCCGUCGCUUCCUUGCCCUCGCAAAUCCCAUACAUCCUACCGCAAAACACAUCGUCCAUUUUGACCAACGGGCCGAUAAAGCGACCAGGCAGUCAGGACUCGGAAUCAUCGCGAUCACGAGCAUCGUCGCCCAAACGAGUCGCCUUCCGAAUCGAUCUAACCGAAGACAUCAAGACCACGAUGUAUACAUUCAAGCAUUCCGACAUUUGUCAGUCCCCGGCACUGAUGUCUGUCUCUGAGGCGUCACGCUCCAGAAGUCAGGAAUUGGCAACAGAAGAACCAGCUCGAGCGAGGGAUGGUGUGCAGGAGGCAGCAAAGGCGGUGCCUCGCCCGGGCAUCAAGCGCGCUUCAUUCGAUCUCGAGGAAACCGACGAUCGCGCUUGUCCUACCACGCCGGUCGCUGGCCGAGCUAAACGGCAGAAAUGGGUAUGGACUCUCGGGUCCGAUUGA
Molecule: messenger RNA, 813 nt
Organism: Neohortaea acidophila
Lineage: Eukaryota; Fungi; Ascomycota; Dothideomycetes; Mycosphaerellales; Teratosphaeriaceae
Exons: 1
Coding region: 1-813 (270 amino acids)
Source: RefSeq, a predicted model, not a curated record